Bursaphelenchus xylophilus (pine wood nematode) is the source of this 2196-nucleotide messenger RNA. NCBI's taxonomy places the organism in Eukaryota, Metazoa, Nematoda, Chromadorea, Rhabditida, Aphelenchoididae. The record is from the annotation of a GenBank genome assembly.
AUGGCUGCAAAAAGUGUGGAUACGCCUGCUCAUAAAUUGGCCUUUGUCGCCAUCGCCUAUGGUUAUUAUGACGAGCAAGAUCCGAUUAGUAUGUCUGCAGAAACUUCGGACCUUAACUGAGUUUUAGCCACCAACUUCAUCAGAUCGAGGUUCAAAGACGAGGAGACGCACGGAUCUGAAGAUAUAUUCGAAGGCCUUGAGGUUUUUCGACAGGCGCUUAUCGAGGAACCCCAUGAAGAACUUUACGUCGAGAUUGAUUUGUCCGCGAAUUUGGACUUGACGCAACAGGAGACACAAGAAAUUGGGAGAGUCUUGAAAGGUAUGUCAUCCACAGGCUCUAUAGAUACCAGGGAGUAUAUUGAGUCUAUAAGCCUAAGUUUUGUAAUGGCUUUUUUUACAGAGGGAGACCUGAUCCAGUGGCACAAAAACGUGCCAUUUUGCGUCCGGGAAGUAUCAAAAAUGUAGCAAAAUACCUCCCUCUCCAACUAAAAAAACUCUACCUCACAAAAACAGCGGACGCGCUUUUGAAAUCCCAGUUUUUUCAUUUGGAGAGGGAGAUAUUUUGCUACAUUUUUGAUACUUCCCUUAUGCAAAAUGGCACGUUUUUUGCCAUUGGAUGAGGUCCCCCACUGUACAUCCUCUCAAUGCCUUUAAAGAAUUUCUUUGUUGCAGAACUGGCUGGCUACACAUCAACAGUCUCACUCCAACUUCGAUCAGGCAAGUCUUUGAAGUGGGGUGUUUUAAAUUUUCUGGGAAGAUACUAUAAAGCAUUUUAUAGUAGAGGAAAAAUUUUAUACAGCGCUAUAAAUGAACAUAUUUUUCCACAAAAAGAUACGAGAUUUUCUGUCGAUUUUCUGAAGCCCCACUUCAAAGUAUAUUUCAGGCCCAAGAUGCUUUAUAAUGCCGAUCCUGGAAGAGCUGAUUCCCGUCGUCCCAGUCACAAAGGAACUGAAUUGUUCCUUCAAACAUUUGACAUAUUUUGAAGGCUGUUGUGUCAACAUUGUAACCCUUAAGAAAGAUUUUAAAUCAUCAUGUAAGUGAGGGGCUUUAUCCGUAGUGUUUUAGAUGCGGCUCCUCUUUUCCAGGUGCUUGCUGAUGAGCUGUUUCUUCGGCAAACUCAACUACACGAUCUUUGCAUUAGACUGUAAGUCUCCCAAUUAUUUAAUAAGGGGCAUUGCCGAGUUGCACAGGGCUGUCUUUAGCAGUAAAAUUCAAAGUAAUUUUUUAGAUACCCAACGAAAUGUGCGGCCAAGCGUUUGCGUUGCUUGGUGGACUUGUCUCGCGAACCAGUUGCGGGGUAUUACCACGGAAUUCUAGAGCAACUCUCCGUCAUGAUGCCGCAUUUGGAGGAACUGACGCUUUCUUCAUUAAGCGUCUAUGCGACCACAUCAGAGGUAAGACAUAAUAAAUGCGUUUUUUAUCUAUUUGUCGGGGAAAUAAUGUGGAUUUUUCGCGGCUUGAAAUCGCCCAUUGUCGCUUUGUGGCGACUGGCCGUAGCUGUGGAUUUUUUGUGCGAUUGCGGCUAGGUGAGACAUCUUUUGCGAUAAAUACUAGUCACGCCAUAAAGUCCUGACACAUUUGUCGCGAGUGUCGCGCGAGAAAAUUGAAGCGAGCUUGCGCGAAAGUGCAUGUCGCUAGUGCAAAAACGGGGAAUUGCCGAAAACAAAACCGCACUGUGCAAAUGUGCCAUGACUUUAUGUGGCGACUAUUACACAUUAUUUUCCCGACAGACCGGGGUUAAAUUCGGCGAUUGAAGCGGACUUGAUCCAGUCGUCUUUGGUCAAUAAAUCGGGGGUCCGCCAAGCAGGUAGCUUUGUGAUCUGCACUCCAAAUAAACAAGGAUUUUUUGGCUCUAAACAUCAAGCUUCCCUUGUCAAUAAAAUCAAUUUUCAGCAACUCGAAGCCCUGCUGGAGAAAAUGCUUUUCAACGCCGAUCAAAUUGCUCAGCAUUCGGCCCUUGUUAUCAACCUGUCGAUGCGGCUGUUCGCAGACAAUCCUCUGAAAUCCACUACAAUCGAAAAAAUCAAAAGUCGUUUGUCUCGGUUGAAUGUGGAAAUUCAGGAAGAAGAGGGGUUUUGUUUAUUCACUGUCAAACUCAACACUACCACUUUUAAACUUUGGCUUAAUUGGAGAGCACCAAACUAUGAUUUGGGCGUCUAUCACCGUAUUUGGGGGCAUCCGUGGGAAGAGAUGUGA